AUGGCAGCAGGUUCCAAGAGUUGGGCAUAUACAAUGCAGGAGAGUCUUGCAGGAGGCCUUGAAUGGUUGAUGGUGAGCAAUAUGGGCAGCGCUGGAGGUAUUACUAGAGGGAAAGCUGGAGGCAUGGGAGGGGCGUUGGAGGCUCAUAGGGAGAUGGCGGGAGGACACCGAGAAGUGCUGCCUGAGGUGAUCCAGGACCGUUAUGACGCUUUCCUCCGCAUGAUACGAGAAUGGCGAUUUUUGAAGCAAGUCAAACGGUCCGGCCAGGGCCAUCAUCCCGGAUCCAUCGCUGCUACGGAACCUGGUUCCUGUGCGGUUACAUGUCCUGCUUGCCCCCAUCCCGGAAAAAACUUACCGGAUGGAUGGGAAAAUGCUCCACCUGAGUCAAGGUUCUUGUAUGCGCUCUUCCUUGCGAUUGACGCAAAUUUUCGACUUGCUCGGCGGAAUGUCUCCUCGGACGCUGCUGAUCCUGGACUCAACCAAGGCUAUUCAUUUUUUGUCGAGGAGACGGCGUACAAAUCUUUUUUAAAUUCACGCGGAGGAACACCUCAAGAGAAAAGUACGUGUUCAAGUCACAGCGCAGUCGAUCUGGCCGAUACCAAGGCGUCAUGUGGUCUCGCAGCAACUGGCGCUGGCACAAUAGAUUGUGCACGACACAAUUUCAAGCGCCCAAACUCAGUUGGUGACUUACAAAAAGGCGAAAGGUAUAUUAAUAUGGAUUACAUGUUCUUUUCGAGCAUGCAGACAGCAUCAACGCUCCAGGUGAUCAACAUAUCCUACGACAUUGCAUGCCAAUGGAGCAAGAACCUCUGGACUCGCAUGUCCGCAUUCCCUCAGCAGUAUCACCUGGAUCACGACACGAAAACCAUAACGUUUCUAGUACCAAAGUUCCAUCUUCCCGCUCACAUCUUGAGUUGUCAGACUACCUACUCAUUCAAUUUCAUCAAGGGGGUCGGAAGAACCGAUGGUGAAGCCCCGGAACGCGGAUGGGCCGACAUUAAUCCCAUUGCAACUAGCACUCGUGAGAUGGGUCCUGAUUCAAGGCGCGACACCCUCGACGACCAUUUCAAUGACUGGAACUGGAAGAAAGUGUGCUUGAUGGGUAAAACUCUUGCCCGUAAGCUCAAGGCUGCCUUACCGGAGGUUCUCGAGCGCAGGUGUGACUUAAACGACUUUGAGGCCGCACUCGAUUCCAGCCAGUUAGCUUGCUGGAAGGAGGACGUCGUGGCUUGGGAAGCUGACCGUUCCAAACCGAAUCCCUUCGAACUAAAGGUCACCGCCGUGAGCCAAGCAUCGGUUCGAUUAGCAUUGUCAAAGGCUGAGGCAGACGAUAUAGAACGUGGCACGAGCAUGUCUCUCCAUGAUGAUAUAUCACCUUCGAUGCUCAUUUCGUCCGGGCUAGAUCUCGAAGACCAGCAGCGACGUCUUGCGUUUGAGGCCGGGAAGAUCGGACAACAUCCCACCAAUGCUCAACAAGUAACCCUGUUGCAACGCAUCAACUCCCUUCGUCGACGCAUUGACACAUGGUCGCGUGUACAACUAUUGUACAUGCCGUGUGUGUCACGACUUCGUUCAUCUGACGACAUUGCUACCGAACAGAAGGUUCACAAAAUCAUUCUAUUCCUCCCAUCUGCGAUACCCUCUAGUUUACCCUGCGAGGAGCGCUUGUUGAAUUACGAAUGGGAGUUACGCGAGGCGCAGGCCAACGAUGCGCUGAACGACAUUCGCUGUGUCCUCAACAUGAAAUAUCACCUAUAUAAGUACAAAGACGCUUUUAUUCGCGGUCAACGUGCCAACACUCGCGCAAACGGAGUAAUCAACAACGCGGACAAUCGGAUUGAUGCCCUCGCUGCCAAAUACAACGCAGCGCGGAAUGCGCUUGUCAAGCUAGCGCCAAGGUUGCACAAGGACGACAACUGGCUACUCACUUUCAAGCCGCUCGAUCGUGCAAAAGAUGCUGUCCCGCUGAGACAAGACAAUGGGGCAACGGUCGGCCAGCAAACAGUGUCCUGGAUCUGGAAGACACGUGGAGUGUCGGAUAACACGGAGUAUGGCUUACAGGACUCCUUGCGUGUUGAGUGGUGCAGGGCCAGAGCUCGAGCACAUCGAUGGGAAGAAGAGGUGCAGCUACUGCGUGAAGAAAUGAGGCGUGUGCUUGCUUUCUUCGAGUGGCAGGCUGUUUGGUGGGACACGCAGGGUUCACGUCGCACUUUCGGGUCACCAGAGAGUGCAGAAGGUGCAGUCGCAUAUGCGCAUCGGCAGGCUUCACUGCGACGGAGCCUGGCUUUUCAUUUCAGGUCUAUAUGGGGGGCUAUUCCAUCGUCUUAACGUCCCAUUAUAUGUUUUUUCUCACCCAAAUACUACUUGUUGCGUUUAGUGAUGUGCACGGCCCGG
Molecule: messenger RNA, 2394 nt
Organism: Suillus clintonianus
Lineage: Eukaryota; Fungi; Basidiomycota; Agaricomycetes; Boletales; Suillaceae
Exons: 9
Coding region: 1-2328 (775 amino acids)
Source: RefSeq, a predicted model, not a curated record